Messenger RNA from Corticium candelabrum, 1515 nucleotides. RefSeq names its product mucolipin-3-like. NCBI's taxonomy places the organism in Eukaryota, Metazoa, Porifera, Homoscleromorpha, Homosclerophorida, Plakinidae. The record is from RefSeq and is a predicted model, not a curated record. Gene Ontology annotation, cellular component: plasma membrane; lysosomal membrane. Gene Ontology annotation, molecular function: NAADP-sensitive calcium-release channel activity. Bases 13 to 1515 code for a protein of 500 amino acids. The transcript is spliced from 9 exons.
AUUCAACCAGAGAUGGAGUCAGUGAAGCGCUGCUUUGAGUCAGCGCGUCGUAAGGUAUCUCUGUGCUCCUGUGAAUGUUGUCGCUGUCUAAAGCAAGAACAAAACCCAGAACUUGUCGCCGAAUCUCUCUCCACGCAGUUUGAACAAGAAAGACGGCCCCUAGUAACCAGCAACGAUUCUACUGAAUGCAAUGAAGCGAGGGGCGCCAACUCAUCGGGAUGUUUUCCCGAUCUGUCCUGUCUGCGACGUCGUCGUAGCCGUAGGAUUGAAACGAGAGUAAUCAGCGACACAUCAGAGGAAUUUGACAAAUGCUCGGACACAGACAGACAGCUAGGACUGGAGGACGACGAGCCCCGUCCGCUGCUGAGAAAGCCUCCGUCUCGAGCGGAAUAUAAAAGGCAGUUGAACAAAGAGCUGCGCAGCUUGAAGGAUAAGCUGAGGUACCAUUUUGCCAAUCCUUUUCACAAGUUCAGACAUCAUAAGCGCAAGCCUUGGAAGCUCAUUUUGCUGUUUGUGAAGAUUGUACUCGUUACAGCCCAGAUUGUGUUGUUCACUCAGUCAAGUUUUGGAGAUGCUCAGUUCUUUGCUAGUAAUUUCGAAGCUUUUCAUCAUCUCUUUAUUAAUGGCUACGAACCUGAGACAACCACACGGGUGUACAAGGUGGAUGAUGCCUUUGACCAGUUAGUGUUUACCAUUCAUCAGUAUUAUCUCAUCAAUACAACAGCUAUUGGUUCUUAUGAUUUUGCCAGCAAAGAGAACUCUGAUAAGCCACCUCCUGUGACAGUGUGUUUUACUGGAUUUAAACAAGGCCUUAUCAAUUCUUUCAACUGGACAUAUAAAUUUGAUCCUGAAAUUGUGACACAUUGUACAUUAACCAUCUCACAUGGCAUGAAUGACAGUGAAAUAAGACAAGCACUUAAAGACCAUUUUGGAAAAUCUCCGUUUGACAGAUUGAAUUCUAUUUUUUUGGUGUUUCGCAUUCGCACUGUGUUUCUCAAUGCCUUCCACUCUCCAGACUGUAUUCAGUUUAAUGUUGAGUUGAUUAUUGACAAUAGCGGUCACAAUGGUAUUGCAACAGUAAAAUUGACAGGUGAUAUUCAUAGCUUUAGCUGCAGAGGAGAAGUUGUCAAGACAUUGGAUAUGGCCAACUUUGUUGUAUAUACAGUUCUUGACAUUGUUGUCAUCAUAUUAUGUGUCGUAUCCAUUAUUCUUUGCGUUCGCUCACUCAUUAAGACAUAUCAUCUUGCCCAGCUUUCUGCAAGUUUUUUUCGGAAGUAUUGCCAACGACCACUCAGGCUUUCUGAGAUGCUGGGACUAGUAAACUUGUGGUUUAUCAGCACAAUUGCAGCCGACAUAUUUUUGAUUAUUGGAUCAAUCGGAAAACAGUUGGUUAGUCAGAAGGUUAGUACAGAAUAUCUGACAUGGAGCAUGAUGCUUGGUAUUGGAACUGGUCUUGUCUGGACAAGUCUUCUACGGUUUCUUGGAUAUUUCCGGAAAUAUAAUGUAAGUAGCUGA